This is a messenger RNA of Cololabis saira (Pacific saury), 4436 nucleotides long. Its product is annotated as teashirt homolog 2. Gene Ontology annotation, cellular component: nucleus. The record is from RefSeq and is a predicted model, not a curated record. The transcript is spliced from 2 exons. The coding region runs from base 679 to 3756 and encodes 1025 amino acids. Gene Ontology annotation, molecular function: DNA binding; DNA-binding transcription factor activity, RNA polymerase II-specific. Gene Ontology annotation, biological process: regulation of transcription by RNA polymerase II. Lineage: Eukaryota; Metazoa; Chordata; Actinopteri; Beloniformes; Belonidae.
AGAAGCCGCACACAAGCCGCGCGUCCCCGCGCCGCGCACCGCCCUCCCUCCCUGCGCUCCCUCCGCUCCUCCGGCCUCUGUUCCUUUAAUAAACUCCUGCUUAUCUGCUGUAACAAAUGUCUCGCUGCCAUCAUCAAGUCCAGGCGAGGAGGGAGGAGUUUUUAAUGUUCAGUUUGUUCUAUGGAUCGAUGUCUGCUGGCACCGCUCGACCCCUCGCCCGCUCCGUGCGUAAUCAACCCAACCGUUACCAAACACACGCGGGCCGGCUGUGCGCGUAAAAACCCCCGCGACAUCUGAUCCGAUCCCCCUGCAGGAAUCAGAGUGACUGACUGACUGACACACGUCGAUCAGCAUAUGUGGGGACUGAUGGACGCCAGCGGAUGGUGAGAGGAGACGACUGUCCCCCCGGAGGAGGAGGAAGAAGAGGAGGAAGAGGAAGAAGGAGGUGAAAGAGGAAAGAAUAGCGCUGAUUUCCAGCCAGUCCCCCCUCGAUCCCCGCGAUCGCUGAGUCCUCUCGUCUCGCUGGAUAUUUGAUUGUGCUGAUUGUGAAAAGAGCGUGAACUACUCGGAGUGCCGACGUGCGUGUUGCCCGGACCGCCCGAGACCGCAUUCCCGUCACCUGGGCCGGAUCAUUCCCCUCCACCUGGGCAGGAUCAUUCCCGUCACCUGGGCCGGAUCAUGCCGCGGAGGAAGCAGGAGGCGCCCCGGCGCGCUGCGGUGUACAUGCCUGAGGAAGAUGCUGAUCUCCAGGCUUCCAUUGCUGAAGACGAUGGAGAGAAUGACACUCAAACCGAGGGAGAAUGCUCAGAGAAGACCAGCCCUAAAGUGUCAGAGGACCGAGAGCUGGAUAACAAGAGCGCCAACACCUACAGCAACCAGAACUCUCCCGUUAGCGUCCUGUCUAAUCAGGAGGCAGAGCUGGAAUCACGCCUUAGUGACAGCAGUGACAGACUCUCAGACUUCAAAACCUCAUCACUACCUGAGAGCCAGAAGGAGGAAGAGGCUUGCAACUUAAAACACAAAGAGGAAAUGGGCAACAGCUUGGAGAAGAUGAGGGCAGCCUAUGCAAACUUUCUCUCAGAUUCCUACUGGACGGGGAUGGGAAUUGACUUGAAAAUUGGUAAAAACACCAGCAAAGUCAACUGCGACAGCACCAAUGGAAGCACCAAGAGCGAGUUUGACUGGCACCAGGAUGCGCUCUCUAAGACCUUGCAGCAAACGCUCUCCCCAAAACCUGCGUCCAAACCCAACCUCUUCAGCUCCGUCCACCUGUACAGGCAAACCAGCAAACCCUGCGGCUCGGUCUUCACGGGAGCCAGCCGAUUCCGCUGUAAGGAUUGCAGCGCGGCGUACGACACACUCGUUGAGCUCACUGUCCACAUGAACAAAAGUGGACACUACCAAGACAACAACCAUGGCAAACAGAGUAACUCUUCUGGCUCAUCCUCUAAAUCUAGGAAACGGAAUUUACAUGAUCUUGAAGGAAAAGAGGAUGCCCAGAAAGUUUUGAAAUGCAUGUUCUGUGGCCAUUCUUUUGACUCGCUGCAAGAUUUGAGUGUCCAUAUGAUUAAGACUAAGCAUUACCAAAAAGUGCCUUUAAAAGAGCCGAUCCCAGUGCUUACACCCAAAUUACUGCCACCAGCGAAGAAACGGGCCUUUGAAGCGACGAGGCCUUGUUCCCCAGACUCUACAACUGGCGUAUCCGGCUACACUGAGGCACAACGGGCUGCCGCCAUUUCAAAUGCUAACAGUAAUCGCUACGGAUAUCAGAAUGGAGCAAGUUAUACUUGGCAGUUUGAGACAUGCAAGUCUCAGAUUCUCAAAUGCAUGGAGUGCGGAAGCUCCCAUGACACCCUUCAGCAACUCACUACACACAUGAUGGUAACUGGGCACUUCAUCAAAGUCACAAACUCGGCUUCUAAAAAGGGCAAACAGUUAGCGCUGGAUCCCCUGGCUGUAGAGAAGAUACAGGGCCUAGCCGAGCCUGCUGCCAAUGACACGGAAGGAGAAAAGGUGUCCCCAAAAAAUCACUCCCCUGGGAGCAGUGACAAGGACAGCCAGGGGGAAGGUGCAUCAGACAAAACGGAAGAAAUUGAAACUAAAGAUGACAAGCCAGAGACAGAGGAUCAAAAGGCUGGCGAUGGAGACUUUAAGUACCCCUAUCUCCGUGAGGAGGAUCUUGAACAAGAUGCUGGUGGAGGAGGGGACAUUCUUAAAUCUUUAGCUAAUACAGUGGCUUCUGCCAUAAAUAAAGCUCAAACAGGGACACCGAGCUGGAGUGCCUACCCGAGCAUUCACGCUGCCUAUCAGCUCUCCGGCAUCAUCAAAAGUACCCCACUCUCUGCAUCUCCCCCUGCUCAGCUAAAGCAGGCAUUUAACCACAAACUGAGGCCAAUUGCCCCAAAGGCGAAGCUGUACCCUGGUGCUGUGGGUGUUGAGACUCCCCAGGGACAUCAAAAUGUGGACAUCAAAAAGGAAAAGGUUGGCAUUAGCGAAGGUAAAGAAAGCCAGAAUAUUAAGUUUGAUCUGGUGGAAAACGAUGACAGCGAUUGUCAAGACGAUUCCUCUUCCUCUUCAAAGCUUGAUGCAGACUGUGUGAAUGAAGGGAGUGAAGUGAUCAAAGGGAAGUUGAGCCCAUAUUUCUCUGACAGAGGCAAGACACCCAGCCCCACUGCCAGCAAUGGACGCAGCUCUACUUCAGAGCCUCUCAGUGACACUCCGGAUAUACUUGGCAUAAACCCUCUUAGUGCACUGCAGUCAGUUUUGAACAAUCAUUUGGGCAAAGCAAAUAAGCCUAAUAACUCAAGACUAGAUAAAACAUCUACACAUACACAGUCUGUUUUUGCUGAGAUUAACCGUAGCAGCGACAAACCAGCUUUAAUGCUUGGAAGUCCUCUAAGAAAUAGACCUGAUAACAGUUUUCUCUUUGUUAAUGACGACCAGCCAAUAGACCUGACAAAAUCUAAAAACAGCAAAACAAGCUCCUUGCUGCUACAGCCUUCCACCCCGCUGCCACAGAAAUAUGCUUUGUCUGACAUUGCAGAUAUGGUUAAAGUUCUUCCAAAAGCCACUACGCCAAAACCCUCCAUGCCAUCGAGGAUUCCAACCAUGAAACUGGAAUCGGAUGUCAGGCGCUUUGAGGACGUGUCUGCCGAUGUGUACUCUGUCCACAAGCGCAAAGGUAGACAGUCCAACUGGAAUCCUCGCCAUCUUCUCAUCCUGCAAGCUCAGUUUGCCUCCAGCCUCUUCCAGACCUCUGAGGGAAAAUAUUUGCUAUCAGACCUCGGGCCUCAGGAACGGAUGCACAUCUCCAAGUUCACCGGAUUGUCGAUGACCACCAUUAGCCAUUGGUUAGCAAAUGUAAAAUACCAACUGCGGAAAACAGGAGGGACCAAAUUCCUGAAGAACAUGGACACAGGCCACCCAGUCUUCUACUGCAAUGACUGUGCUUCCCAGUUUAGGUCACCGCCUUCUUUCAUUUCUCAUCUGGAGUCGCAUCUCGGCUUCCAAAUCAAAGACAUGUGCAACAUGCCGGUAGAGCACCAGACAAAGAUAGAGGAGCCAGAACUGUCAAAGGCCCUCAGCGUCAGAGCCACCGAAGCUCUGGUCGCAGAGGAGGACAUUGAUUCCAAGUUCAGAUGUAAGCUCUGCUGUCGGACAUUUGCAAGUAAUCACGCCGUCAAACUCCAUUUGAGUAAAACUCACAGCAAAUCCCCUGACAACCAUUCACAAUAUGUGGAAAUGGACAAAGAGUAGCAUCUCACACUCUUGUCACUCUUUUCCUUUUCUUCUUUUUUCAAUUUUAAUACAUGGGUCAGAUGUUUCAGCCAAUUUUCAAUUAGUAUUGUGUAGUUUGCAUCAUUAUGACUUAAAAAAAAAUCAUUGGAGUACAGCUAAGACACGGAUUUGGAACUGCGUAAACAAACACUACAAGAUACUUUUGCACCCUGCUCAAAUGCACCACCAGUAAUGAAAUGUGUUACUGCUUGAAAAAGAAAAGAAAAAAAAAACAUGAGUGCUGAUGUUUGCAUGCAAUAGCCCUGGCUAUGACUACUAUUUAUUUGUAUGAUAUGUCAAGUUUCAAUUGUAUUUCAGACACAAAAUAAUCGACUAACUGAACAACAGCCUGUCAUACAGAACCCCUGCACAAAGGUGCAGCUGUUACAUGACGACACUCAUGCAGACCUGUACAGUGUAUUGCUAUGUAAAGAUGUUUUGUGUUGCAAUGAUAAAAGAAAAAAAAGCACUUUAAUUAAUAAAUGUUUAAUCACCAGUUUAGUUGCGGAUUCUGCAUUUGACUCAAAACUAACUAAACAGUUUGGAAUCAAGGACAUGUAAAUAUAUUUUAGGAAAAAAAAAAGUCAGUUUCAUGCAACAACGAUAACACCAAGACAGAUGCGACCUGUGAUACCUGCACCUUUUUAUACUUAUUCAAA